GGAAUCUAUCAGUCACGCACACUACAGCAACAGUCCACGAGCUCGACAUGCAGCAUGAUGGUGGGAGCAGCAGUAGCGGCCAGUGGUCCAGGACCAUCUACGGUGGCUUAUCGAGCAGCGUUAGUCCUGAGGCGAGGCUCUCAAACCCCUUGCAUUCCCCUCUCGGUUAACCAGCGAAAACACCAUGUCGACCUCCAAUCGUACAGUACUACAGUUCGUUCGAGUACAGGUGACAGAUACCAUCGAGGGCUUCGUACCGCAAACGACGGCAGGAUCCCAAUGGUUCACUCCUAUCAGUCUCACUCCGCCUUGUCAGUCCGGCUCGCUCACUCUGCUGCCGAGACUCAGACUCGAGCUCACUCAUCAAAAUUGGUUACACCGAACCAUCGAGAUUCAAAGAAGGAGCCUUUCGUUGACGGUCGGUCUGCAGAAGGUUCUGAUCGAAAGGGGCAAAACUCAAAGAGGAGAACUCCUAAAACAUGGCACCAUGACACAAGAAAGCCCUCAGUCGACUUCCCCUCCGGAGGUUCUAUCGCCGCUACGCCACUAAGCGAAGCGUCGCGCAAGGGGAAAUCAUGCAACACUCUCCCGAAGGCCCAUGCUCGCCGUCACGAGCAAGGGUCUCCGAAGCUCAGGAGACCUGGCUCGUCAACGGCUACCGGCCAGCCAUUGACUUUUGUCCCUUCCGACAACAUUAUUCCGAACAGUAUCGCAAUUCCAUCUAAAAAGAAAUCUGGUCCGGAGGCUGACAAGACCUUGCCGGUCCCGCUUUCGGCUUCUCCAGAACGAACCGCAUCUGGAGAACGUACUAAGGCCAAGCACCGCCGAAGAGCUUUGACCCUUGACCCUCUCAAGGCCGAGCUCAAUGAAGCCGAUCAAUCUGCGAGCAAGGCAGAUCAAAACGCUACCACUGGACAGAUCACAUACGCCGCCGAGAGGCCUUCGGAAGUAGCUCUCCGUAAAGUCACUGACGAUUCUGCGACCCCGACCCAAAUCGUCGAAGAUAGGCCCCAGUCCAAGCCGAUCUGGAAAAUGAAACAUCUGCUGGAAAAAGCCAAAACGUUUGACGAUUACAUUCAGGCAUUCCACAAGACCUGGAAUCCCGAAUUGGCGGCAGAAACGACACCAUACGUGUGGUCUCGCAUCUCUGUUUGCAUUCAAGGCUUCUGCGAGAGCCCAGCUGGUAAAAAGAUGAUAGCGGAACGAGCGGCCAAGCAAGACGAUCGAUAUUUCUUGUUACGUGAUAUGGCAGUGGAAACAGCAGGCAGAGACUUUUGGCAGGGACUCUUUGCUCUCUCAGCGACGCUCUUGGCCGCGCAACAUGCGGCACUCGUCGACGAUAUCUGGCUCCGGUAUAAGGAAAAGCUCUUUCAGGUUCAAGGCAAAAACGAGCAAGACCUCACUUCAUGGGAUAGGCAAAAAAGAUUGGCAGCUCGACCCGUUGCGGACGGCAUCGAUCCGAUGAACAGAAUAUACCUCGCUGCGAUAGCGGCACUCGAUAUCAGUGAUACGCAGGUUUUGAUAAAUGUGACUGGCCUGCGCGGUCGGCUACCAAUGGGGGCUAAGGUGAUUGAAACCAUUGACGAGGCAAUAAGGACAUAUCCGGAUCCGCAAGAGGUCAGACGAAGAUAUCUCGCUCUUAGGCUAGACGUCAAGCGGGCAGGGCUUCUGAUGCACGGCCACGCAGCCAUCGAAUAUAUCAAAGAUGUGACCCAUACGAAUCCUGAAGGCUUGGUGCAGCUUUACGACUGGAUACUGAAGCAAGCGACCGGACCCAAUCCACUUUUACGCGUUGUACCCUGGGAUGCGACUUCGGUAACGUUGCAUGCCUCUCAAAUAUCCACGGACUUUGCUCUAACACGAACAGCGUUCAGCUUUGUCACAUGCUUUCCUUCAGAUUGGGGAUUUUCCCAGUGUCGCGAAACUUUGGAGUCACGAUCUGCCUCUACUGGGGCUCACACCGCCGGCAAAAGAUUUCGGCAAUGUAGCGUUAAGACUCGCUACCUCUAUGCGGCAUCUCAAAAAUCAGAAUGGCGACACGCUCGAAUGUGAAAAGGCUAUGCAGACUAUGAAGGGUCUGCAUAGUUUUCUGCGGGUCGGGACUGGAGGAGAGGACGAUCCUAUCAAUGCCUC
Molecule: messenger RNA, 2133 nt
Organism: Kockovaella imperatae
Lineage: Eukaryota; Fungi; Basidiomycota; Tremellomycetes; Tremellales; Cuniculitremaceae
Exons: 2
Coding region: 55-2052 (665 amino acids)
Source: RefSeq, a predicted model, not a curated record